Messenger RNA from Mercenaria mercenaria, 2646 nucleotides. RefSeq names its product cytochrome P450 2J4-like. Gene Ontology annotation, cellular component: cytoplasm; intracellular membrane-bounded organelle. Gene Ontology annotation, biological process: xenobiotic metabolic process. Bases 1 to 2091 code for a protein of 696 amino acids. The record is from RefSeq and is a predicted model, not a curated record. Gene Ontology annotation, molecular function: heme binding; iron ion binding; oxidoreductase activity, acting on paired donors, with incorporation or reduction of molecular oxygen, reduced flavin or flavoprotein as one donor, and incorporation of one atom of oxygen. The transcript has 14 exons. Lineage: Eukaryota; Metazoa; Mollusca; Bivalvia; Venerida; Veneridae.
AUGGGUUUGCCAAUCUUAGGCAACUUGCUUUGGUUGAAAGGACUAAAAAGGAAAGGGAUAAAACAGUACCAAGCGUUGUUUGAGGCAAGCAAAACGUACGGAGAUAUAGUAUCAAUUAAGGUAUUGGGUCAAAGGUUCGUAUUUCUGCAUGGAUAUGAAACAAUUCGUGAGGCCUUCGUGAAGAAUGGGGAUGUAUUCAGUAACCGACCUAGCUGGCUAAAGGGACUUAAAGAGGCUACCAAGGAAGGAAAAGGUGUUAUAUGGCAAAGUGGGAAUGACUGGAAAGUUUUGCGGAAGUUUGUACUGCAGACACUUAGAGAAUUUGGCGUUGGGAAGACGUCUUUAGAACAAAAUAUCAUGCGCGAGGUUGACGCUGCUAAUGAUGUUCUCUAUGCCACCAACGGAAGCCCACCAGUGUCAUUACCACACACAACCGAUGUUGAUGUUACUCUCGGAGGGUUCUUUAUACCGCGGAAGACUCUGAUUAUUGCCAAUUUAUACUCGUCCAAUAUGGAUCCGCGCCACUGGGACCAGCCAGAAAUCUUCAGUCCUGAGAGGUUUAUGGAAGGCGGGAAACUGAAGAAAAAUCCAGCUCUGAUCCCGUUUUCAAUAGGAAUUGUAUUGCAAAGCGGAAAUGCCUGGAAAGUUUUGCGGAAGUUUGUUAUGCAGACACUUAGAGAAUUUGGCGUUGGGAAAACGUCUUUAGAACAAAAAAUCAUGCGGGAAGUUGACGCUGCAAAUGAUGUUCUCUGCGCUACCGACGGAAACCCGUCGGACGUACGACUUCUUACGUCAAUGAUGAUCAGCAAUAUUAUUUAUGGGAUCGUUUUCGCAAAAAGGUUUGACUACAAAGAUGAAAAGUUACACGAAAUCAUAGAAAACUUGGAUAAGUUAUUCCAAGGUGGUGGCGCACUUACCCCUGAAGGGAUGGUACCAACAUUUCUUCGUAAGCUAUUUAACAAAGAGGGAAACAAACGUAGAGAGAAUCGUAUGCGUACACAAAAAUGGAUAAAAGAACAUAUUUACGGCGAGAUAAGCAACCACGAGAGCACGUUUGACAACGAGAACAUACGAGAUUUCAUAGAUUUGUAUCUGCAAGCAAAAAUUCAACACUCUGAUGAAAAUAUUUUCAACAAGGGAAACAUGUUUCGCGUGAUCAUGGACCUAUUUAUAGCAGGCUCAGAAACAACGUCAAAUACAAUCAACUGGUGUAUACUUUACAUGCAAGAGUACCCGGAUAUACAGAAAAAAUGUCAGGAGGAAAUAUUUGAGAAAUGUGGAGACAAGGUAGUUACAUGGGCUGACAGAAGUUCCUUGCCGUACAUCGAGGCAACGCUGCUUGAAAUACAAAGAAUGGCAAAUAUAGCACCUAUGUCAGUGCCACACACAACUGAGGUUGAUUUCUCUCCUGCUCGUGAAAUCGAAUGCACCAACACAGUACAGGUUACCAUGGCACCAAACAGAACUAAAAAUUUUGGUUUCACAUCUCAUUUACAUCAAGAUAAAAAUAUGAGGUUUGACUACAAAGAUGAAAAGUUACACGAAAUCAUAGAAAACCUGGAUAAGUUUUUCCCAAAGUGUGGUGGCGCACUUACCCCUGUAGGGAUGAAAUGUGGAGACAAGGUAGUUACAUGGGCUGACAGAAGUUCCUUGCCGUACAUCGAGGCAACGCUGCUUGAAAUACAAAGAAUGGCAAAUAUAGCACCAGUGUCAAUACCACACACAACCGAUGUUGAUGUUACUUUCGGAGGGUACUAUAUACCGCGGAGGACUCUGAUUAUUGUCAAUUUAUACUCGUCCAAUAUGGAUCCGCGUCACUGGGACCAGCCAGAAAUCUUCAAUCCUGAGAGGUUCAUGGAAGGCGGGAAACUGAAGAAAAAUCCAGCUCUGAUCCCGUUUUCAAUAGGUCCACGGAUAUGUUUAGGAGAAUCUUUGGCCAAAAUGGAAAUGUUUUUGAUCUUCUCAAAUCUGCUACAGCGAUUUACCUUCUGUAGAGAAGACGAUAACGUCAAACACUCCUUCGAGAAUAUUUUAGAGCAAGGCACAAGUGCUCCAAAACCGUACAAAACCCGUGCUAUUAAGCGGGCUUAGAUCAUCGUGUAGAACAAUUGGAAGUAAUCAUAUUUUCUUGCAAUCAAAAAACUCUGGCAAGUAUUAGACUAAGUGAAAUACACUAUAUAUACACUGGAACAUUAAUCAUGAACUUGCCCGUGCACUUCCAUCAGAAACUGUGAGACGUCGUUUCAUGAAAGGAAAAUGCUCUGUUUGCAUUUCUAAUACAUUUAUUGUUUUGUGGAUGAAAAAGGUAGAAAAAAGAUAUAAUCAGUCUUGCAAAAGAAAGUAUAUUUCUAGUUACAUCGUAAAUCAAAUAUGAAAAAUAAAGGGAAAAAAAUGUCUAACAGUCAAUUAUAUUUGGAUCAAUAACUCCGUGAAAAAUACAUUAUCCAGAGGGUCAUUUUAGGAUUUGAUAUAACAAGUAAGAUAUGGGUCAACAACUCUAUGAAAAGUACAUUGUGUGUCUAAAUCUAUCAGAUAUACACUAUCGACAGGGUCUCUCUCGGAUUUUUAAAAACUUGGUGAAAUUUGGGUCAAUAUCUCUAUAUGCGUAGGCCUAUAAACUUCUUGUUGAAAACUUGGAUUUACACU